Molecule: messenger RNA, 2804 nt
Organism: Xiphias gladius (swordfish)
Lineage: Eukaryota; Metazoa; Chordata; Actinopteri; Istiophoriformes; Xiphiidae
Gene: sox10
Product: SRY-box transcription factor 10
Exons: 3
Coding region: 1-1494 (497 amino acids)
Biological process (GO): neural crest cell migration; peripheral nervous system development; negative regulation of transcription by RNA polymerase II
Cellular component (GO): nucleus
Molecular function (GO): DNA-binding transcription factor activity, RNA polymerase II-specific; RNA polymerase II cis-regulatory region sequence-specific DNA binding
Source: RefSeq, a predicted model, not a curated record
AUGUCCAGAGAGGAGCACAGCUUAUCGGAGGUUGAGCUCAGUCCCGGGAUGUCGGACGACAGCCGCUCCCUGUCUCCGGGUCAUUCCUCCGGUGCGACUGGCGGGGGGGACUCUCCUCUCCACGGGCAGCAGCAGCCGCAGCUGGCGGGUCUGGAUGACGUGUCGGCGGGCUGCUCGUCCGUCAGAUCCGAGGAUGAGGACGACCGCUUCCCCUCAGGAAUCCGUGAGGCGGUGAGCCAGGUGCUCAACUGCUACGACUGGACCCUCGUGCCCAUGCCGGUGCGCGUGAACACCGGCGGGAAGAGCAAGCCGCACGUGAAGAGGCCCAUGAACGCCUUCAUGGUGUGGGCGCAGGCGGCGCGGAGGAAACUGGCCGACCAGCACCCGCACCUGCACAACGCGGAGCUCAGCAAGACCCUGGGAAAGCUGUGGAGACUUCUCAAUGAGAGUGACAAGCGACCCUUCAUCGAGGAAGCAGAGAGGCUGAGGAAGCAGCACAAGAAGGACUAUCCCGAUUACAAAUACCAGCCACGACGCCGCAAGAAUGGAAAGCUUGGUUCCGGGUCAGGAAGUGAGGCCGACGGCCAUUCGGAGGGUGAGGUCAGCCACAGCCAAUCCCACUACAAGGGCCUCCACCUGGAUGUGGCCCACAGUGGGGGAGCCGGGUCGCCUCUGGCAGAUGGGCACCACCCUCAUGCUGCAGGUCAGAGCCAGAGUCCUCCCACACCUCCCACCACUCCCAAGACAGAGCCUCAGUCUGGGAAGGCAGGGGAUGGAAAGAGGGAGGGUGCUGGGAACGGGGGCUCACGUGGCACAAUGGGAGCAGAAGGAAGCUCAGGUGCCCCGGGAUCUGGGAAACCUCACAUCGACUUUGGUAAUGUGGACAUUGGUGAAAUGAGCCAUGAGGUGAUGGCCAACAUGGAGCCUUUUGAUGUCAAUGAGUUUGACCAGUAUCUUCCUCCCAAUGGGCACCCAGGGGUUGGGCAGAGUGCUGGGGGAGGAGCAGUGGCAACAGCUUCUCCGGCCUCGCCGUACACCUACGGCAUCUCCUCAGCUCUGGCAGCGGCCAGUGGACACUCAGCGGCCUGGCUCUCCAAGCAGCAGCAGCCGCAGCAACAUCACAGCUCCCCUCUGGGCUCAGACCCAUCCAAGGCCCAGAUCAAGAGUGAGGCCGGAGGUGCUGGGGGUCACUUUGCAGAGGCAGUCUCAGCAGGUUCCCAUGUCACAUACACGCCCCUCAGCCUUCCUCACUACAGUUCUGCCUUCCCCUCACUGGCCUCCAGGGCUCAGUUUGCUGAAUAUGCUGACCACCAGGCCUCAGGGUCAUACUAUGCCCACUCCAGCCAGGCCUCAGGGUUGUAUUCAGCCUUCUCUUACAUGGGGCCCUCCCAGAGGCCCCUGUACACGCCCAUCACCGACCCAGCGAGUGUACCGCAGUCGCACAGCCCCACACACUGGGAACAGCCUGUCUACACAACACUGUCGCGGCCAUGACAGACAACGAGACCAGAGGGCACUGGUGCAGGUUCAGCCCCCAUGUCUGACCCAAGGAGCAGCAGCAGCAACAACAGCAGUACUGGUGGUAUUGGAGGUCAAAGUGGUCUGGGCUGGGGGGAGUGGGCAAGCACCAGGGAAGGAGGCUGGGGAGGCAGGAGGGGAGAAACCCCAAUCUGACCUUUCCCAGAUGCAGAAAUGCUUUCGCAGCCUAGGGAUGAGCUUGCAGCGUGGUGUUUUCGAAGUGUGGUUGAUUAUUUGGGGCGCACAGUGUAGUAGUCAGAGGGUGUGUUACUUUGAUGGUGCAAAGAAAAAACACUCACCCACCACCGCAGAGUUCCAGGUUAGAUUCACAGCGGCAAAGCCUCUGGCAGUUCAAACAACACGAUUAGCAGUGUUCAUAGGUGGUAAAGGAUCAUGUCCCCAUUUGUUUGGUGACUCCCUGUGUAUCAGAGACACACUGUAGUCUAUACUCCAAAGGCCAACAGAAGCAUCAGCAACAACAGGGACCAUGGCAAACAUUGAGAAUUAACAACAUCUAAAUCUGGAAUAUAUAACUGCAACAUCAGAACCCUGACUUGUGUAAUGAAGAGUGCGACUCAGACGGAGCCAGAUUCAUUCUAUAUGAAAUGUUUUUUUUGUACCAGAGGAAUGGAGUGCCAAAUAAUUUGGCUGUGACCCAUUUAUUUCUCAGGCAAGAUUGACCUUUUAUCAAACAGAUGUUAGUUUUGUAUUGCUUUUGGAAAUCAAUACAACAAAUACUGAUAAUAUUCUGUUGGUUUCUGAGGCACAUUUGUCCCUAUUUACAGUCAAGGCUUUAGAUAUUUGGACAGUUACACAUUUUUCGUUCUUUAGGAUCUGUGCUUCAGCAAAUUCAAUUUGAAAUAAAAUAAUGGAUACUGCAUUAAAGUGCCGAGUGUCAGCUUUAACUUGAGUGGGUUUACAUCAAUAUAGAAAAAACUGUGUUGGAGAUAUAGCCCUUUAAACACAUAGUGCCCAAAUUUUAGGGGUUCAAAAGUAUUUGGACACGUGGUUACUAAAUGUUUCUUGGGCAGUUGUGUGUCAUUUCAAUGUUGGUACAUGCACAAAAAGAAAGGCUCACAUGUGGAUUAGAGUUGACUGAGAGUUAUGAGUUGCCAUCUAUAUUGAGGUGGAGUUGUCUGUCAAUUAAGAGGAGUGGAGGAGUGACCACGAAGUCAAAAAGAUAAUAAUGAGGCCCUCUCUAUCUGCAGAUAUCAAAGGUAGUCGGUUUGCCAAAAUCAACAGUUGAGUACACUCUAAAAAAAGCAGGCUCACUCAGGAAAAAUAGA